AGAUUUCGUGUUGAAAUGACGAGUUUACCGCGUUUGUGUCGAUUUUUUGUGACCGAGUCAUACCGCAUUCCUGUCCGAAGAUGUUUGCAUCAACAGUUCGACAGAGCUCCCAUCAUUGGAUCAGCUGCCGAAGUUAACGAUGAAACUUAUAAGGACAAUCACAAGAAGAUGGAGCAGGUUGUCAAAGAGUUGCGUACUGCAGUUGCAAAAAUUACUCUCGGUGGAGGGGCAAAAGCGGUUGAGCGCCAUUUAAGCAAGGGAAAAAUGUUGGCCAGGCAGCGAAUAGAUGCAUUGUUGGAUCCUGGUUCGCCAUUCCUGGAGCUGUCGCAACUGGCGGGAUUCAAGCUGUAUGGAGAUGAAGAAGUUCCAGCCGGAGGCAUUGUCACUGGCAUCGGUCGAAUUUGUGGGACAGAAUGCAUGGUAGUAGCGAAUGAUGCAACUGUGAAAGGCGGCACAUAUUACCCUGUGACUGUGAAAAAGCAUUUAAGGGCGCAGGAAAUUGCGGAAGAAAAUCGACUUCCGUGCGUCUAUUUGGUGGAUUCUGGUGGAGCGAAUUUGCCCAGACAGGCUGAAGUAUUUCCAGACAAGCUACACUUCGGGCGAAUUUUCUUUAACCAGGCAAAUAUGUCAGCAAAGGGUAUUGCUCAGAUUGCUGUUGUUAUGGGCAGUUGCACUGCCGGUGGUGCUUAUGUGCCAUCGAUGGCAGAUGAAAGUGUCAUCGUGCGCAAAGAAGGUACUAUUUUUUUGGGUGGGCCACCUUUAGUGAAAGCUGCCACUGGAGAAGAAAUCUCGGCGGAAGAACUUGGAGGAGCUGAUCUUCAUUGUGGAACAUCCGGUGUGACGGAUCACUAUGCUGUGGAUGACGAGCACGCGAUUUUCCUUACCCGACGCAUCGUGGAGAACCUAAAUGUUCGAAAGCGAUUGAACGUAACGUUACGAGACGUUGAAGAACCGCUUUACCCAGCGGAUGAGCUUUAUGGGAUCGUGGGCACCAGUUUAAGCCGAACGUUUGAUGUACGGGAAGUGAUCGCGAGAAUCGUUGAUGGUUCAAGGUUUGUGGAAUUCAAGCAGCGGUAUGGAGAUACAUUGGUAACAGGAUUUUCGAGGUUGUAUGGAUACCCGUUGGGAAUCAUUGGGAAUAACGGUGUAUUAUUCUCCGAAUCGGCGCAAAAAGGAGCGCAUUUCAUUCAAUUGUGUGCCAAGCGAGGAAUUCCGUUAUUAUUUCUUCAAAACAUCACUGGAUUCAUGGUUGGUCGGGACGCAGAAGCUGGAGGAAUUGCGAAACACGGAGCAAAAAUGGUGACAGCUGUGGCUUGUGCUCAAGUGCCGAAAUUGACGAUGAUCAUUGGUGGUUCCUAUGGAGCCGGGAACUACGGGAUGUGUGGACGGUCUUACAGUCCGAGAUUUAUGUGGAUGUGGCCGAACGCGAAAAUAUCCGUGAUGGGCGGCGAGCAAGCGGCGAAUGUUUUGGCCCAAGUGAAAAGGGAUCAGUUGUCACGUGAAGGCAAGGAAUUCAGCGAGCAAGAAGAAGCUAAGUUCAAAGCCCCAAUUCUCGCUCGAUAUGAGGCCGAGGGUUCCCCUUAUUACGCUAGCGCGCGUUUGUGGGAUGACGGAGUGAUUGAUCCGGCGGAUUCGCGGAAAGUGUUGGGUUUGGGACUGAGUGCCGUGAUGAACUCAGCAUGGGAUGAGCUUCCGAAUUUCGGAAAUGCGGAACUGUUCGCUCUCACUUAUGGCGCUCUGGUUGCCCAAAUGGUGAAAGACCACGAGAACGUGGACGACGUGAACCGGCAGCUCGAGCGAAUGGGUUACAAUAUCGGCAUCCGACUCAUUGAAGACUUCUCAGCCCGGCAAAAUCUUACUGGCCGCUGUGUGGAUCUCCGAGACACGGCGGACAAGCUGAAAACGGGCUUCCAAAUGUAUCUGGGUUGCACGCCGGCACUGUCGAAUUGGUCGUCGGCGGGCGACGAGUUUUCGCUGAUAUUUGAUCCGUCGUCGUCGUCUGCUUUGGGAUCCGGCGUCGGAGUUUCGAGUGUGACGGGGGGACAAGGAAACGCCGGUCCGUGGUCUCUUUCGGCGUCCGGGGCACUGCCGAUGACCGAGUUCGUCGAGUUGCCGCCGAAUCUUGGGAAUCUCAAAUUCUGCAACAUGUUGCCCGGUGUCAUUCGUGGUGCUUGUGAAAUGGUCCAAUUAGAUGUGACGUCCUGGAUUGUGCAAGAUCAGUUGAAGGGCGAUCCGGUGACAGAGUUGCGGGUAAAAUUCAACCGUAGGCUGGAAGACGCAAUUCCAGCCGGAGAGGAUUAAACCUGCACCUCCAUUCAUUCCAAUGAAUUAUUAUUUUCACGCGCGAGCGAAUGGAUUCCUGUUGCUCGCUAUUGGAUUUUUUGUUUUGAACGCAGUUUACUGUGAUUUCCCGCGACCUUGGGGAGUGUUUAUAGUGGUUAAGCUGUCCGUUUUUUCUCUCUUUUUUUCUUUUGCCAAUGUGUUUCAUUGGCUAGCUUACGAUAAAGGAAAGAUACUUUUUAAUAAUUCUCGGAAAGGUGUCUGUUGCUUGAAGUUUCACGGGUUGACUCA
Messenger RNA from Notodromas monacha, 2571 nucleotides. Lineage: Eukaryota; Metazoa; Arthropoda; Ostracoda; Podocopida; Cyprididae. The record is from the annotation of a GenBank genome assembly.